Blepharisma stoltei is the source of this 216-nucleotide messenger RNA. Lineage: Eukaryota; Ciliophora; Heterotrichea; Heterotrichida; Blepharismidae. The record is from the annotation of a GenBank genome assembly.
AUGUAUAUACUUUUAUUUAAUUUUAAAUAUAUAUUUUAUAUAAAAUAUAUAUUAAGACAGCACAAUAGAAAUAUUUUACGCAUUUGAAUCUUAUUCAGCAGAAUACCUUUCAAAAAAGUACAUGUUUCUGAUAAAAACGAUCCAUUUUCUGCCCUUAAUUCAAAUAUGGAAUUUGCUAUGCACCAGGCGGGUUUUUCUUGGGUACUAACUUCGUAA